This is a messenger RNA of Rana temporaria (common frog), 1622 nucleotides long. RefSeq names its product interferon-inducible GTPase 5-like. The record is from RefSeq and is a predicted model, not a curated record. Gene Ontology annotation, cellular component: membrane. Bases 118 to 1326 code for a protein of 402 amino acids. Gene Ontology annotation, molecular function: GTP binding; GTPase activity. The transcript has 2 exons. Lineage: Eukaryota; Metazoa; Chordata; Amphibia; Anura; Ranidae.
CUUUGUGAGCUCACACCCGGUUUGCUAUGCUAGGAAAGUUGCAGACCAAGCAGAGUGAAUGAGGAAGUGCAAGAGGGGAGAAAAAAACAAAAAUAUUUGCAGAUUAAAUAAAAUCAAAUGGAUUCCCAAGAGCUGAACUAUGCCUUCCCUCAAAACCAACUGCAGGAGAUGAACAUGGCCUUUGAAAAUGGUGAUUUUUUACAAGCGGCUGAAAAGGUCAAGAAAUCCCUCGUAGGAAUCAACGACAUCCCAUUAAAUAUUGCGGUUACUGGAGAAUCUGGCUCCGGUAAGUCCACCUUUAUCAACGUCAUCCGUGGUCUGGGGGACGAGGAUGAAGGUUCUGCAAAGACCGGAGUGGUUGAGACAACAGUGGUGGCCACACCUUACUCACACCCCCGGCAUAGAAAUGUGAAUUACUACGACCUUCCAGGCUUUGGGACAACCCGUUUUAAUCCAAAUAAAUAUCUGGAAUUAGUUGAGCUGACUCAGUUCGACUUCUUUCUCAUCAUCGCAUCAGAGCGCUUUAGGGAUUGUCACAUUCAAUUGGCCCAGGCCAUCAGCAGCAUGGGCAAGAAGUUUUACUUUGUCAGAAGUAAAAUUGAUGCUGAUUUGAGCGCCUUCAAAAGACACAGAAGGAGCAGCUACAACGAGGAACAAAUGCUCAUGGAAAUUCGGAACAACUGCAUUAUGGGACUCCAUGCUGGAGGAAUCAUGUGUCCACGAGUCUUCCUUCUCUCGUGCUUGGAGCUGGAAAAAUAUGACUUCUACCUCAUGCAGGAAACGUUGGAGAAUGAGCUUCCAAUUCACAAGAGGCAUGUGUUCCUUCUAUCCUUACCCAACAUCUACUCCCAAGCCCUGAAGAGUAAAAGAGAUUAUUUUAGAACGCAGAUAUGGAAACGUGCUCUUGUCUCGGCAGGAAAAGCCUCAAUCCCGAUACCGGGAUUUUCGCCUGAUAGCGAUAUUGACCUCUUGGUAAACACUAUGAAGGAAUACAAGGAAGCUUUUGGACUGGAUCAAAGAUCUCUUAACUGUCUGGCCAAGACGUUUGAUAAGGAUAUCAAUGAUUUGCAGACUGUGAUCCGACACAAGCUGGUCUUGAAGGAAAUUACAUAUGACCUGGUUGUCAACUUGUUGAACAGACGAGAACUGACUGCGGCGGCACUCAUGGUAACGGAAUAUGCAGCUGGGACAGUACCUCUGUUAGGAAGCGUGGCUGCUGGAGCCGUGGCCUUUGGUACAGCAUAUUGGUUGCUCUAUAGCUUCCUGAACGACAUUGCUGAUGAUGCCGGGAGAGUCCUUUCAAGGGCAUUAGAGAAUACUGGUUAACAUGGACCUGACGCUGCUAAAAUAUUUUGCUACUCAAUCAGCUUAUGAAAUGAUCUAAUAUAUAAUUUUUUUUGCAAAAAAAAAUAUAUUUUUAUAAUUACCGAAGGACUGAAUCUUAACUGGGGGUGUAGCCCAGCCCUCAAAAUUUACACUCGCCUGCUCGCAUUUUGCGAGUAAAUUUUGAGGGCUGGCGAGUGUGGGCUGCCUGGGAGCAGGGGGGGCGAGCAAAGAUAUGAGGAGAGUCGCCGCUGCAGCUGCUGUCGCCGCCACCUGGUUAUUCAGAAUGCAGGGAACAU